AUGGAAGAUCUGGAUGAUGAGUACAAGAAUUACUGGGAGACCACAAUGUUCUUCCAGAAUCAAGAACUCGAAUUUGACAGUUGGCCGAUGGAGGAAGCAUUUUCGGGUUCCGGCGAGUCAAGUUCGCCGGACGGAGCAGAAACAUUGCCGGCGUCUUCUAAGAACGUGGUCUCUGAGAGGAACAGACGGCAAAAGCUUAAUCAGAGACUCUUCGCUCUCCGAUCAGUCGUUCCCAAUAUAAGCAAGGUGUGA
Molecule: messenger RNA, 252 nt
Organism: Microthlaspi erraticum
Lineage: Eukaryota; Viridiplantae; Streptophyta; Magnoliopsida; Brassicales; Brassicaceae
Source: the annotation of a GenBank genome assembly